This is a messenger RNA of Sphenostylis stenocarpa, 507 nucleotides long. NCBI's taxonomy places the organism in Eukaryota, Viridiplantae, Streptophyta, Magnoliopsida, Fabales, Fabaceae. The record is from the annotation of a GenBank genome assembly.
AUGAGAUUGGAGAAGUGUUGGUUUUGCUCUUCAACCGUAUACCCUGGACAUGGAAUCCAGUUUGUUCGCAAUGACGCAAAGAUUUUUCGGUUUUGUAGGUCUAAAUGCCACAAAAACUUCAAAAUGAAGAGAAAUCCUCGCAAGGUAAAAUGGACCAAGGCAUACCGGCGAGUACAUGGAAAGGAUAUGACACAGGACUCGACCUUUGAGUUUGAGAGAAAGAGAAACAGGCCUGAAAGAUAUGACAGGAAUCUUGCGGAGAGUGUAUUGAAGGCUAUUCCUAAGAUUGAUAAGAUCAGGGUCACCAGGGAGGAGAGACACCACAAGAAUAGGAUGAAAGGCAACAAGGAAAAGCUGCUGAAGGAGGCAGUGAAAGAGCUGGAGCAGGGCAUCAGUUUGGUUAAAGCUCCAUCAGUGCUUCAACAGGAUCCUUCUCUCACUUUACCAAAGAUCAAGGUCAAGGUUUCUCAACAGCAAUCUGAGGAGACUCCUGCCAUGGAAGAGUAA